GAACAACAUGCGGAGUCCCCGCCUCCCGGGAGGAAGAGAAAAACCCACAGCUCUGCUUUUACGUGCUUUUUCCGGUCUCGCGAAGUCUCGGGUUUUAUCGCGGUGAUUGUUGGUAGCAGCGGAGCUAGCAGAGCGCUAACAGAGAGCUAACGGUCAGAGCGGAGAGAACCUCCGCGAAGCUGCUUCAGAGCCGCGGAAUGAGCUCCUGGUCCCGCCGCUGAGUUCGGCCCCAGCAGGGAGCUGCAGACGGUCACCCCAACAUGGACGUAGACGUUCCGAACCGAUCCCCCGCGGAGGACGGGGAGCUAGAAGACGGAGAGAUCUGCGAUGAUGACACCGAGGAGAGAGCGCCUCCACGGCGGGGGGAUGGGAGCAGGCCCCGUGGCGGUGCUCCUCCUCGGCCGCGAAAGCCGCACAAGCACCCGCACGGCGCGCCGCCGCACUUGGGCCACCCGCCGCCGGACUUCCGCCACCUCAUGCCCUACAGCCUCGGCCCUCACGGCCCAUUCCCGCCCGGCCACCGGCAGCAGUGCGGGCCGAGCGGGCCCGACCGGCCUCCCUCUCCGCCACCGCAGCAGCAGCCUCCCGGGCUCGGCUCUCACGGGGAGCCCGGGCCGCGGUCCAGCUUCUGGGAGCGGAGCCACGGCGCACUGGGACGCUUCCGGCACCGCGGCAUGCCGAACGGAGGCCCCGGGGGCUGGAGCCGGGGCGGCCGGGGAGGCAACAGCAGGCCGCCUCCCGGACGGUACCUGCCCGGAGAGAGCCACAGCUCCCCCGCGAGGAAGCAGAAACCUCUCGGGAGGAACCGGCUCAGGAAGGUGGCUCACGGCGCUCCCAGGCCGGAGAGCAGUGGUGACGAGUCCUUCGAGGAUCUGCUGUCCAAAUACAAACAGAUCCAGAUCGAACUCGAGUGCAUCCGCAAAGAGGAGACGAUGGCCCUGGAGCCACGGACGUCACCAGUCAGGGACGACGUGGUGGAGUGCGUAGCCGCCGCUCUAACGGACACCAAAGCUGAACCGGGCCUGGCUCUGAGUCCGGCAGCAGCCGCGGACGAGGUGUCGGAGCUGGAGAGGAAGAAAGUGUUCCAGGCCUUCAACAUCAAACCGCUUCGUCAGAAACUCCCCACGCCGGCCGACCUGGACGAGCUGCAGAAGAAGUGGGCGAAGCCUGAUGGUGAAGGGGAUCAGCCAAUCACAGAUAACGGAGCAGAAUUGGAAGGAAAAGGUGCCAAAGAAGCAGAAGAGGGGACGCGCGAGAGCGGCGGUGAGGGAGAACAGCGAGCAGAAGGAGGAGAGCCCGCAGACGAGAGGCCGUGUGACCCGUGCAUCAUGGAGGAGCAGGAGAAACCGCCGCCGCUGUGUCCCAGCGAGUCGUCGGCGUCCAGCGAGGACUCUCCAGACAAGGCCACGGAGAAGGUGGUGAUGGUGGUGGAGGAGGAGGAGCUGUCAGAGCUGCAGCUGCGUCUCCUCGCUCUGCAGUCGGCCAGUAAGAAGUGGCAGCAGAAGGAGCAGCAGGUGAUGAGGCGGAGCAAAGAACGCAUCACUAAAGCCACCCAGGAGAAGAGCUCGGGCCCCGGGGCCGCCCCACCCGCCAGGCAGAGGGUCACCACCAGGUCUGCUUCCACUGCCGCAGCCGCCACAGAGAGGAGCAGGACCAGGUCCAAACCUCAGGACAGGGACCGCGAGCGAAACAAGACCGGGCCCAGACCUCAGGACAGGGACAGACUCAAGCCGUGUCCUAAAGCCGGACCUAAAGGCCCGCUGGAGAGGGCCCGCCCCCCGGGGAAGGCUCACAUCACCAAGAAGAUCAGCCCAGUUUCGGUGGCAAAGCAGGCGUUCAGGAAGCAGCAGGUGAGGACGUGGAAGCUGCAGCAGCAGAGGGAGCAGGAGGAGAAGCGACGGCAGGAGGAGGAGGAGCGCCGCAAGCGGGAGGACGAGAUCCGGCGAAUCCGCGACCUGUCCAACCAGGACGAACAAUAUAACCGCUUCAUGAAACUGGUGGGUGGGAGGAAGAGGACACGCAGCAAGUCCAGGGACCGGGACCACCGCAAGUCUGCAGGCAAGCCGGGCCUGGACACCUCUGGGAACCUCUACCAGUACGACAACUACGACGAGGUGGCAAUGGACACGGACAGUGAGACGGGCUCGCCAGCCCCGUCGCCAACGCACAGCAACCUGCUGUCUGUGGAGGAGGCGGCGUGCAUCCCUCACCUGUACGGCGCCGACCCCGUUCCUUUCGGAAUGGAAUUCUCGCAGCCCUUCCUCCCCCCACUGCUCUCCGCCAUUCCUCCCCCACCUCCUCCCCUCCCCCCUCCCCCAGAUGAGCUGGAGCCCCCCCCAAAACCUCCAUUUGCUGAUGAAGAGGAGGAGGAGGAGAUGCUCCUCAGGGAGACCUGCCUGAUGUCUAUGGCCAACAAGAGGGUGGUGGUCUCGGAGAAGAGCUCCAGCGCUCCUCCUUCUCCAGGUGGGCCUCCCCCCGCAGACCUUCAGCCUCCACCCAGAGGAAACCUGAGCACGGUCAGUCUGAACACAGUGCCUCAGCCCCGCCCAAACAAGGCCGCCAGAGCGCACCUCGCCGCCAGAGCACCGCUUGUGCUGCCCAGACAUAAGACGGUGGUGGUUUCUCUCAACGACUCUGACGACAGCGACUCGGACAUGGACGCCUGCAGCUCAUCGCAGGCGGUGUUUGGCGGCCUGGAGUUCAUGAUCAAAGAGGCCCGAAGGACGGUGGAGGCGGCGAAGCCAAAAGGAGCGUCGGCCUCUGAGAAGGAGAACAACCCAGUCCGAACGCCAGAGGCUCUGCCUGACGCCAAGAAGGCCGAGUACCGCCUACUCAAAGAGGAGAUCGCCAGCAGGGAGAGGCAGAGGAUGAUGAAGGAACAGAGCCCUCGUGGCUCCGCCUCGCCCGCCACUGCAGACUCCAUCGACUCCUCCCUGAAGCUGAGCGAGGCCGAGCUGAAGCUCAGCAAACACAGGGAGCUGCUGCAGAGAGACGAGGCCGUGCUGCGACACCUGCUGCAGCAGGAGCUGAAGAAGAACGAGUCGCUGAAGGCCGCCGAGGCCAAAGUGGCCAAACUGAGAGAGCAGCUGCAGGCGUCGGAAAGGAUCGUCGGCGCCAACAAGACGCUCCUCAGGAAGCUGCGCGAGCAGGUCCACCGGGUGGAGCAGCGGGUCUCCGUGAAGAAGACUGUGGCGGUGCGGUUGGAGCAGGAGCUGGUGCAGGCUCACCUGGCCGCCGGCAGGGCGCCCAAACGGCAAGCGGACUCCAGCCGGCCCGCGCUCAGCAAGUUGCCGCGGCGUGACGCAGCGCCCCGCGGUUCUGAGCGCCACUUUGCCGAGCUCAUCGCUCAGAAGCAACGACUGCAGCAGCUCGAGUCCGAGUACGCGCUGAAGAUCCAGAAGCUGAAGGAGGCGCAGGUGCUGCGAAACAAAGGCGUCCUGCCAGAGCUCCCCGUAGAGCCGCCGUUGCGAUCCGCCACGCCCCCGGACCCUCAGGUCCAGACGCCGCCGCAGCCCUCGCUGCACGACCUCUCCCAGGACAAGCUGACGCUGGACAGCGAGGACCCCGCGGAGGCCGAGGAUCACGAACCAGAACCUGCGCCCGCUGCUGCGGCCAGAGGUGGCCGUCGCUCCUCCUUCCGUCAGUCCAGCUGCUCCUUCACCAAACCCCACCUGGACGCCACGAGCUCGGCUCCGCCCAAAGACGUCGGCACUGCCGCCAAGCCCGUGAAGGCGCUGCCCAGUGGCUCGGCAGGCGUGGAGCUUCCUGCCGAGAUGUUCGCGGGGCUGGACGUGGACGCCCUGCAGCGGCUGUACAAACAGAAGACACCUCUGGGAGAUCUGCUGCUGAUGGAGCUGCAGGUGCUGGGGGAGGACGUGGACCCCGCCCUCGCCGCACAGGUGUUUCCGGCUGAGGUGGAGACAGCGGUGAGUUCGUCGGGCAGCUUGGAGCUGAGGCCGCUUCCCUUCGGACCGUACCACAGCCCUCUGCUGGCCUUCAGGUCCUACAGGUUCAGCCCGUACUACAGGACCAAGGAGAAGCUGUCUCUGAGCUCGGUGACGUACAGCAACGCCAUCGAAGCAAAGAAGUGCUUCUGCCGCUUCGACCUCACGGGAACGUGCAACGACGACGGCUGCAGAUG
Molecule: messenger RNA, 4141 nt
Organism: Haplochromis burtoni (Burton's mouthbrooder)
Lineage: Eukaryota; Metazoa; Chordata; Actinopteri; Cichliformes; Cichlidae
Product: zinc finger C3H1 domain-containing protein
Biological process (GO): RNA processing
Cellular component (GO): exosome (RNase complex); nucleus
Molecular function (GO): protein binding
Source: RefSeq, a predicted model, not a curated record